CGACACCAUCAUAUCGCGAUGAAUCUCGAACAUUACGCGAUACUCAUUUUAUCUUUUCUCCUUCUUGUAUAUAUUCUUCACAAAAAUCGAAAAGGCCGUCGUCUACCGCCUGGCCCCUGGCAACUUCCGCUCUUUGGCUACCUUCCAUGGAUCGACCCGGAAAAACCUCACGAAACUCUGACGAAAUUGUCAAGAGUUUACGGCCCCGUAUGCGGAUUCCGCAUGGGCUCCGUUUACACCGUUUUACUGUCAGAUCCACAACUGAUACGUCAAUCGUUUGCAAAAGAUUCCAUUACGAACAGAGCACCUUUGUACCUUACCCACGGAAUCAUGAAAGGUUACGGUAUAAUUUGCGCGGAGGGGGAACAAUGGAAGGAUCAGAGAAAAUUUAUCAGCAACUGUCUACGAAAUUUCGGUAUGGUGAAGCACGAAGGAGCGAAACGUGACAAGAUGGAGAAACGAAUAUCGGAUGCAGUUAACGAAUGCGUAUCAGUAUUAAGAAAUCGUGGUGCGAACGGCCCGAUCGAUCCGUUGGACACGCUUCACCACUGCUUGGGCAAUCUUAUCAAUAGCAUCGUGUUUGGGAAAACGUACGAGGAGGAUGAUCAAAUUUGGAAAUGGCUGAGGCAUCUACAGGAAGAGGGUGUGAAGCAAAUUGGCGUCGCUGGACCGCUCAACUUUCUACCGUUUCUCAGAUUUUUACCGCAAUACGGCCGAGUGAUACGGUCGAUCGUCGAUGGAAAGGAUAAAACGCACAAAAUAUAUCGGCAAAUACUCGACGAGCAUCGCGCACGAAUCGAGUCAGAGAAUGGAUACAAGAUCGAUAGUUUUUUGGCGGCAUUCGACGAGCAAAUGAGGAAGAAAAAUACCGCGGAAUUCGGAUAUUUCACGGAGCCACAGCUUUAUCACUUGCUUGCCGAUCUGUUCGGCGCCGGGACCGACACUACAUUGACCACCCUUCGUUGGUUUCUCUUGUUCAUGGCNUAAAUAAUAAUAAACAAUUUUUCCAUGGAAAAAGUACAAUCGGAAAUGGAUCUGUGCUUGAAGGAAGGAGAGCAGCCUACGUUGAAUGACAGAAUCGCCAUGCCUCGUCUCGAAGCAGCCAUAGCCGAGGUGCAAAGGAUAAGGAGCGUAACCCCUUUAGGUAUACCUCACGGAACAUCAGAGGAUGUGCAAAUAGGUGGUUACGAUAUACCGUGCGGCGCCAUGAUCGUGCCCAUGCAGUGGGCCGUCCACACAGAUCCCGCUUAUUGGCACGACCCCCUCGAAUUUCGACCCGACAGAUUCCUGUCCGACGAUGGAAGUUUCUUUAAACCCGAAUCCGUUUUUCCCGUUCAAAAUGGGAAGCGCGUUUGCGUUGGAGAGGAAUUGGCUAGAAUGAUACUGUUCCUGUUUGCCGGGCGAAUCCUGCGUGCGUUCGUGGUGUCCGUACCACAGGACGAGACGGCCGAUCUCGAAGGCGAGUGCGGUAUCACGCUCGUCCCGAAGCCUCAUCGGUUGGCGUUUAUCGAGCGGGAUCGAUAAAAAUUUUCGUUUCUUCCUUUUUUUCUAUUUUUUUUUUUUUUUUUUU
Molecule: messenger RNA, 1570 nt
Organism: Apis dorsata (giant honeybee)
Lineage: Eukaryota; Metazoa; Arthropoda; Insecta; Hymenoptera; Apidae
Gene: phtm
Product: cytochrome P450 306a1
Biological process (GO): xenobiotic metabolic process
Cellular component (GO): cytoplasm; intracellular membrane-bounded organelle
Molecular function (GO): oxidoreductase activity, acting on paired donors, with incorporation or reduction of molecular oxygen, reduced flavin or flavoprotein as one donor, and incorporation of one atom of oxygen; heme binding; iron ion binding
Source: RefSeq, a predicted model, not a curated record